UAAAAAUGAAUUUCAGUUAGUGAAAUUUUGAAUGAGAAAAGAUUGUAACAUCCUAUUGCUUAAAAUCUAUACUAUAAUACAUAAUUAUACAAAAAUUAUAAGACACCAAACAAAUAACUUUAAUAUCAUACAUCUAGAUCAAACUAUUUAAAAUUAAAUGACCCAGAUAUAAAAUAUAAAAAAUCAAAAAAUAAAUAAAAAAGAUAAUGUUCUUGUUCUUGUUAUGGUUGUAGUAGAAAAAAUUCAACAAAGAUUAAAAAACCAAUUACACCAUAAUUAAAAGAACAAUAAUAUAUUCUUAAUACUAAUAAAACUAAUGAAUCAAAUUAGGCCAUAAGUAUCACUAAAUCAUUAUUUAGAAUAAUAUUCUAUUGUAAAUUCUAAAUCUAAAUGUGUAUAUACAUAGCCACUUUUAUCUAAAAUACAUAAAUAAAAGUAAUGUUGUAACACAAAUUAAACUGAUAAUCCAAAAAUUACUAAACCAAAUUUAUAUGAUCCAAAAUCUUUGGAUUAUAAACUUAAGAAAUAAAUUCAUAGACAAAAUAAAAAGCAAUAAAUUUUAAUAUCCCAGUAACAUCAUUCUACAACCAAAGAUUAAUAGGCAAAAGUAGUAUAGAGAGCCAAUAUGUAAAAAGUAUUUAUCUAAAUAAUCAACAAAGAUAGAAGAAGGAGAGUAAAAAAAGAUAAAUGUUGAACAAAUAUCAUAAAUUGAAAAAGAAAAAACUUUAAAAUCUAAAUUACAUUAAAGAAGUUUCUCUAAUUAAAAUAAAACAUCAAAUUAAGUAGAAUAAAAUAAAAGUAAUAUAAGAUAUGUUGAAUAAAAAAAAUUAUAAAUAAAAGCCAAUAAAGGUGUGAAAGAUAAUUAUAAUAAGUUUUUUGAUUUAUUGAAAAAUAAAAAAUAAUAGAAAAAUAAUAUUAAAAAGAAUAAAAAUAAGAUUGUAACUAAGUUGGAAGAUUAAGAGAUUGAAAAUAAAGUUAAAUACUAAAUAGAUUAAACUUUCUAAAUCGAAUAAAAUAGCAAAUGA
Molecule: messenger RNA, 1025 nt
Organism: Paramecium sonneborni
Lineage: Eukaryota; Ciliophora; Oligohymenophorea; Peniculida; Parameciidae
Source: the annotation of a GenBank genome assembly